CUCUCACAUAAUGGGCUCAAAGUCGUUUUGCUCUUUAACCUUUUGUGGAGGGCUAAAAUAGAAAUAAAACAAAAUGGUGCAAAAGCCCCUUGGAAUUGUAUGAAAUUUCAGGCAUCUGGAAAUUUACAGAAAUUCGUAGAAAUAAAAAAUGAUGAAAAUAUGGCCUUUUACCAGAAAUGGAGCAUCUGGAUUUUCAGCUGCUUCUACUGCUAAACAAGUUACUGAAGGAAUUGAUGCAAAUGGCCUCACAGCUGUUGUCACGGGUGCAACAAGUGGUAUUGGAGUAGAGACAACAAAGACUCUUGCGCUCCGUGGAGUCCAUGUUUUUAUGGCUGUUAGAAAUGUGGAUGCCGGGAAAGAUCUCAAAGAGAAAAUACUGAAUGAAAUUCCUGCUGCUAAAAUUGAUGUUAUGGAGUUGGAUCUCAGUUCAUUAGCAUCAGUGGAAAAGUUUGCAUCCAAAUUCAUGUCCUUGGAGUUACCCCUCAAUAUACUCAUUAACAAUGCAGGGAUUAUGGCCACCCCAUUCAAGUUGUCUAAAGACAACAUAGAACUUCAGUUUGCAACUAAUCAUUUAGGUCAUUUCCAUUUGACGAAUCUCUUAUUGGAUGCUAUGAAAACGACUUCCGGUAAAUGCAAUAAAGAAGGAAGGAUUAUCAAUGUUUCUUCAGAGGCUCAUCGAUUCGCAUAUAGAGAAGGGAUUCGCUUUGACGGAAUAAACAAUGAGUCAGGGUACAAUAGCCUACAGGCUUAUGGGCAGUCAAAGCUUGCCAACAUUUUGCAUGCGAAUGAGCUUGCAAAACGACUGAAGGAAGAGGGGGUUGAGAUCACUGUAAACUCAAUUCAUCCUGGAUCCAUCACUACUAAUCUUCUGCGUCACCAUGGUUUCAUCAAUGGAUUGAUUCAUACUCUUGGGAAACUUGUACUUAAAGAUAUUGAGCAAGGCGCAGCAACAUCAUGUUAUGUAGCAUUGCAUCCCCAAGUUAAAGGUGUAAGUGGAAAAUAUUUCAUGGAUAGUAACAUGGCUCAACCAACCUCCCAAGCUGGAGACGCUGAAUUGGCAAAGAAACUAUGGGACUUCAGCCAGAAGCUCACUCAAGAUCCUACUAUCCAUUGAGUAUCUUCACGCAAUCUACUGAAUUUUAGGAUGGAGUAGAAUUGAAGUGUUGAUUAGAAAAAAUAGAACGGAAAUCAUUAGUCCUUAAAUAGAUUGUUUUGUUUCCAAGUUCAAGAAGUUCAUAAGGAAAGAAGAGUAUGAUGACCAAGCCUCUAAUUCCAAGCAUCAAACCCAUUCAAGGGUAAUGAAGGACUUCAGGGCUCAUAAGCUGAUGUUGGAGCCAAAACCUAUGUUGAAUGCUAGGAACAAUAAUAAUACUCCAGAAGAUGUAAUCUAGAUCAGCAGUGAUUGUAAUAGCCGUCGAGAUCCUUAAUAUUGACAAGGGAUAGUGAUGAUCGGAUAGUGGCUGUGCAAGAGAAUGAGAAGCAAGGCGAUGUAAUUGAAACUACUUUAGAUGAACAUGCUUUAACAGAUGACUCAAACUCUUUUGAUACUGAGAAUGUCUCAAGUGAUUAUGAAUUUGAGAUAUUAUAAGUUUGUUUAACAUUAAUAAAUUAUGGCCUAUAUCUGAGGAAAGGAAAAGACAUUACCAAUUA
Molecule: messenger RNA, 1650 nt
Organism: Amaranthus tricolor (Joseph's coat)
Lineage: Eukaryota; Viridiplantae; Streptophyta; Magnoliopsida; Caryophyllales; Amaranthaceae
Product: short-chain dehydrogenase TIC 32, chloroplastic-like
Exons: 8
Coding region: 149-1114 (321 amino acids)
Source: RefSeq, a predicted model, not a curated record